AUUGAUUUAAAUCUCGCUGAUCGGAAAUCAGUAUUCAAUGCUCACGCUUAAGACGACCAUAGCGAAAGUGAACGAUAUAACCGACUCAAAGUCAGUCGGGUACCUGUAACCGUGUUUUACUGCUCUUGUCUCGAGAUGCUCUUCAGUCCGAGAGGUCGUAAAGUAAACAGACUGGCUGGAGUAGCAAGCAGCGAAAGGAACGGAAAAGAUUGUAACUCAAACAAAUCAGCGCCUGUUUUGUGAAAACAGACAGAUAUAACUACAUCGGUUUGCUACACUCGACGGAAUAAGGUGAAGACACGAUGGAGAUGCUGUGUUUCCGCUUGCCCGGCCAUGGGGACAUGACCCUCAAGCACAUGAAUUCUUUGAGGUCUCGCCAGCAUUUCUGUGAUGUCACCAUAUUGAGCAGCAACAACCAAACAUUCCGGGGACACAAGGUAGUCCUGGCUGCAUGCUCACCCUUCCUGAGAGACCAGUUCCUCCUCAACCCUUCCUCCAAGCUUCAGGUGUCAAUGCUGCACAGCUCUUCAGUUAUGUGUGAUCUGCUACAGUCCUGCUACACUGGUGUCCUCCAAUUUAAACCGGAGGAGAUAGUCAACUACUUGACUGCGGCAAGUUACCUGCAGAUGGAAUAUAUUGUCGAGCGAUGCCGUGAUGCUCUGAAGAAGUACAUGCAGCAGAAAAACCCCAAUCCACUGAAGAUAACUACAGAGCAGAGCCCACCUCAGCCCGUGAUUGUCAGUGGCAGCAUUCAUUCCAUCGCAUCCACCCUAAGCGGCCGCCCUGAAGUCCACUUGGUGGAAGAGAACAGCGCACAGGACAAUCAUCAGCGCAAUGAUGGCAAAACAUGUGUGAAAGUUAAUCCAUCAGACCAAGGAGGAGACGCCCACCGAGAUGUGUUCCAAGUGUACAUCUCUGAUGAAGAGCAGAACAUUGUCAAGGAGGAAGAGUCCGGAGCUCCCACCGAUGCGCAUAAGGAUGCCCGUUCCCCCCCGGAAGACGGGGCGAUGGCAGAAUAUGACUUAACAGCUCAAGAUGCCGGCGCUGACGCCUUCUCAAAGGAUGGACUGCGAUCUUCCAGACACAAGUUGUCAGAACCCGUCCGAGGCCGAGGGAGAGCGACGGGGAGGGGUUUCAAGAGGAGGCGGUGGGUGUCGUCUCAAGAGAAAAAAACUCCUCGAUCAGCCUCUCAAGAUUUGUGGUACCUCGCAGGGACCGCUGGCGGCUUUGGGAUGGACUUGAGCGAAGGGCUCAAGACGGGGAAUUUUUUCUCAGUCGACCUCCCGCGAUUGGACUUAAGUUUAGACGACACUCGGGGGGAUAAGUCGUUGCCGCUGGCCGCCAGCAGUUUGACACAUUUUGCAGUGGACGAGUCUGGCGACGGCGGCGAAGGGAGUUGCGGGUUGAAUCCCGGCACGAGCGAGGGAGGGGACGAGUCCGUCGCCGUGGUGGGCUCCACAUCCAGCGUAACCGGGCCCGUCAUCUGCGAGCACUGCGGUGUGACGUGCCCCUCAACCCACGCCCUUGCCAUGCACUAUUGCUCCGCCCACCAGGUUUACUCCUGCCCCUUCUGCGACAAGCAAUUCCACCAUUCGUACAACCUGAACCGCCACAUGGCCUUGCACCGAGGCAACGGCAAACCCCAUCAGUGCCCCCUGUGUUCCAAGGGCUUCACCCAGAGGUCCACGCUCAUCGACCACAUGAACCUCCACAGCGGCGAGCGCCCUCAUCGCUGCGCGUAUUGCAACGCCCGCUUCGCUCACAAGCCCGCGUUACGGCGCCACCUGAAAGAGCAGCACGGCAAAACAACAGUGCAGAAUUCCAUCCACGAGCAAGAGGAGAGGGAGAGAACGCUCGGGAGGAUACGAGAAGAAGCACAAGAAUGUCCAGUUACUGAGCAAACGUCCUGAAAACCAAAGAAUUUAAGGCUAAACCAUUUUUCAUCACGUGAACAUAGUUUAGCUGUGAGGCCUUUUUAAAUGUGUGUGUAAUUUUAAUCUUCAACUGAUUUUAUUAUUUUGUACAAUGUCUAAAAAUGGACAUUUUUAAAAAUAUUUUGAUGCCUUAAAAAAAAAAAAAAUCACUGGUUUUAAUGUCUGUAAAUAUUGUAUUCCAUGUAAGCGCGAUCCGGAGGAAUCUUCGUGGGCCUGUCUGUCACUUGUUGUACACUGCCUAUUGCAAGGCCGUAAGUGCUGUUGUUCAAAGAAAUAAAUGUUUGAGGUCUG
Messenger RNA from Syngnathus acus (greater pipefish), 2225 nucleotides. Its product is annotated as zinc finger and BTB domain-containing protein 12-like. The coding region runs from base 303 to 1910 and encodes 535 amino acids. Gene Ontology annotation, biological process: regulation of transcription by RNA polymerase II. Lineage: Eukaryota; Metazoa; Chordata; Actinopteri; Syngnathiformes; Syngnathidae. Gene Ontology annotation, molecular function: protein binding; DNA-binding transcription factor activity, RNA polymerase II-specific; RNA polymerase II cis-regulatory region sequence-specific DNA binding. The record is from RefSeq and is a predicted model, not a curated record. The transcript is spliced from 5 exons. Gene Ontology annotation, cellular component: nucleus.